AUGCCGAAGAAAGGGAAGGUGAACAAACUCGCGCGCAUGUCCGACGAAGAACGAGCACGGUAUCUACAGCAUCGCGCCGAUAUAGAAGAGGAGGCGCGUAGACGCAAGCGUGACCUUAUCGCGCUUUUCAUCAAGAACAAACUCGACAAGGAGCAAGCGUACAGUCGUACGAACACCGCGAAAUUGAAUCAGGCAUGGCGGUACAUUCUCCGUCGCGUAAAAUGCAAGCAAAUGGCUCUAGAGAUACAGGGCGCCAUGAGCAGCUUCAACUUCAUGGUGGAGCGCAAGGAUCGGCUUCUGGCGUCGCUGUCGAGGGCAGUAGAAGACUCGGACGACCAGCAUCGCCGCGCUUUCCAGGCCCACACCGAGACCCUCGGCUAUUUCCUAAACAUAGGAUCGCAACGUCUCGACAAGCUGCAGACAGAAUAUGAGCACCAGAAGAACAGUCUUCUGGACAGUUGGGACAAAGAGGAAGGGGACAAAAUUGACAGCCAAGAGCAGGCGGAGACCAAACUGAUACUUAUCACGUACAUCCAAGACAGGGACUUCCAAGCCAAUAAAAAAGAGAGGGAACUGAAAAGAGCGACUGCUAAAAAUGAUGCUCGGCUAGAGCACGAAGAAGAGAUGAGAAGCCUCUGUCGACCAAAGAAGCUGCAAAUAGAGAUGUACUGGCACCAACUCCGAGACGUGUACAACUCUUACUUGGAGAGGUUCAACCCCAUCAUGAGCCACUACAAUAGCCUGAGAGAGAAGGAUGACUUCUGCCAGCGGGAUAUUGCUAGGAAUGAGAUACAAAUACAACAAGCGUCGGAGCUGAUCUUAACUUUGCAAAAGGAAUGGGUGAAGUCUACAAACACUAUGGCCGCGAAGCUGAAAAGAAUGUUGGCGCACAAGGAGGACUUAGCGAGAAAGUACUGGCAGAUGAAGAGAGACGCAAAGAUAGAACAGAGCAGGACGGAAGAAUACCUGGCAACGAUGGUGGAUGCCAGUCAAGACGCCACCAAACGCCUCGAAGAUGUAAAAGAGAAGUUGGAUAAAAUAACGCAGAUGGCGGAGAUAUGCCGCAAGUAUGAGGUCGAGGGAGACAACGAUGUGAUGCAAAGCGAGGGAGACGGGGAGAUGCUGGAGUUUGAGCACCUGGACGGCGCUAUGAUCACCGAAUACAAGGAAUACAGCAAGAUGGAUAAAUUUAUGCUAAAAAUGAACAAAGUGAAGGUACAGACCCUUUGCCUUCGAGCCGAGAAAAGCAAACUGGCCAGCGAGAACGUGCAGCUCAAGCAUUACAUAAAGAGGUUCCUAACUGACCUGGCCCUUAAGGGAACAAAGGCUAGGCCGCUUAGUGUAUCGCUGCCCUCGAAGACGCAGAAGACAGAUGCUGGGAAAGCCUUGAGCCGUCCAGUAACAUGUGUAGAAGGAGCCCUUUCGAACGCGGUCCUUCACGAGAAACGGAUGAAGUUGGAGGCCCGGAAACAGAAGGAGUGCGCCAUGCGGUCGUACCCCCGCGUCCAGUGCUGGAUAGACAAUGCUUAUUAA
This is a messenger RNA of Cydia amplana, 1533 nucleotides long. RefSeq names its product dynein regulatory complex subunit 2. The coding region runs from base 1 to 1533 and encodes 510 amino acids. The transcript is spliced from 9 exons. The record is from RefSeq and is a predicted model, not a curated record. Gene Ontology annotation, biological process: cilium-dependent cell motility; regulation of cilium movement; axonemal dynein complex assembly. Gene Ontology annotation, cellular component: axoneme; axonemal dynein complex. Lineage: Eukaryota; Metazoa; Arthropoda; Insecta; Lepidoptera; Tortricidae.